AUGUCUGUCCCACGUCUCCUCGUAGUGGGUGGAAAUGGCUUCCUCGCAGGCUCGGCGAUCUGUAAAGCAGCUGUUGGCAAAGGUUGGGAAGUCAGCAGCAUGAGCUCUUCCGGCAAACCAUUCACCACCCCCGCUGGCCAUACUCCCGCCUGGGUUCCCCGCGUCACAUGGCACGCUGCAGACGCCUUCUCGCCUUCCUCCUACUCAUCGCUCGUCUCAUCCUCCACUGCUGUCGUCCACACUUUGGGUAUCUUGCUGGAAGACCAGGGUUACAAGAAGGCUGUGAGGGAGGGAGAUAUACUUGGGCUGGCGGGGAGCAUGGUGAAAGCUCUGGAGGGCGGGGCGAACCCUUUGAAGAGUGCCGAGGAAAAGAAGAGAGGGUAUGAAGGGGCCAAUCGGGACUCUGCUUUGACGGUUCUGAAUACCAUGAUCAGCACACCACCGCAUCCUUCACCGGCAAACGAAAUCCCAAGCGAACGACCGUUCGUCUAUAUCUCCGCUGCCGACGCUUUCCGACCUGCAGUACCAAAGCGGUAUAUUGAAACCAAGAGGCAAGCUGAGCUCGAGAUCUCUCGUCGCUGUUCCGAGACGGAAGGUAUCAAACCAGUCUUCAUCCGACCUGGAUUGAUGUACCACCCCCACACUCGCCCUCUCACCACCCUCCCCGCAUUCCUCAUCGACCUCUCCGCAAAGUUCCACGCUUUCUCUCGGCUGCCCAACCUCUUCUCCUCCGGCUCAUUCUUGCACGGUGCUUCCGAGAGUCUGCGGACGUACCCGCUGCAUGUGGAUCAUGUGGCGAGCGCGGUACUACGGGGAAUCGAGGAUGAGAAGCUGAGAGGUGUUGUGGAGGUUCCAGAGAUGAGGGGAUGGGCAGGUUUCGGAGAGGGGAAGAAGGGAGAAGUAGAAUGGCAGGGAUAG
This is a messenger RNA of Cryptococcus wingfieldii CBS 7118, 918 nucleotides long. Its product is annotated as mitochondrial protein. Gene Ontology annotation, molecular function: protein-containing complex binding. Lineage: Eukaryota; Fungi; Basidiomycota; Tremellomycetes; Tremellales; Cryptococcaceae. The record is from RefSeq and is a predicted model, not a curated record. The transcript has 5 exons. Gene Ontology annotation, cellular component: mitochondrion. Bases 1 to 918 code for a protein of 305 amino acids.